Candidula unifasciata is the source of this 2526-nucleotide messenger RNA. NCBI's taxonomy places the organism in Eukaryota, Metazoa, Mollusca, Gastropoda, Stylommatophora, Geomitridae. The record is from the annotation of a GenBank genome assembly.
AUGGGAGGAGGUUCCCAAAGACAUGGCGCCUCCCGCAGUUGCGAAAGAGACGGACCCGCUGCUAUUGUGUGUGGUCCGCAACGUUCGUAUCUCCUGCCCAAACAGCGGCAAAAGAAAAGACACGCCUUAACUUUCUUCGGCAGCCUUGUGAAGCAGAGGUUCGUCAACAGUGCAUUUUUCACUUUAGCGGGUACCUUUCUGCAGCGAAUGAAGCAAUAUUUUCAGACAGGAUGGCAGCAGCAGCAGUAUGUGCCCAGAGCUAGGCGCGUUUCUGACAGCACGUCAAAGUCUACAGGUGUAGGCGAUGAAGAGAUUGCAACUUCAAGUAAAAGUCCGUACAUGUCCCAGAGUGGUGGCUGUAGCGUGCCUCGGGAUGUGCUAACUUUGGACUUUAAUGGCAACGCUAACUCUCGCAAGAGACCUAACAACAAGAGGCACAGAGGACAGCCAAGGAAAUCUAUCACUAUACCUGUCGAAAAGCAAAGACAUAAACGGCACAAGAACCCAAAACACGUCAGACGCCUUAGCUCUGAAGUCAACAGUCAGGCAUCUAAGAGAAUGCGCUGUCGUCUGAAGAAAAGGUCCACGUUUAGAAAGUACGACAAAGUCAUGCAAGGAAAGUUGGCAGAAACUGUUAAGCAACGAUCGUCUGGGACACGGGAAGAAAGCACUGAUGUACAAGAAGAGCACCAUAUUAACCUAAUAAAGUUUACACAAUGUUCAGGCUUUGGUGACUUUUCCACAACUGAGAAAUGCUUCAGCGCUUCUUUGUCAGAAAUUAUCCCUGUUAGCGGUGUAAACAAUGAAACUGAAACACCAACGAACAAGAAAAAGAGCACACGUUUAAAAUCUACAGCUCUGUUCAACGUCAAAGACGGGAACCUAAAUACACAUGUGCGCGUUGAGAGACAGGAAACGAAAUCUUUGUCUCGGCAGCAUGUAUCAAAGGUCGUACGUCCGAGACAUGCAAGCAGGAACUGUGUCACCAGUUUACAUCCAAAAGUAUGGCAGUCUGGCCUGAGCUUCAACUCAAACUCAGAAAAUGUCAAUGAUUGGCCAUCUCUGGCGGAACUGGAACGUCCGAAAAGUUUGAUCAAAGAAGCUGCUACAGAGAUUGUCAGACGCAAAUAUGCUGGUUCCGGCGUCAGGGACGCUGGUAUGUUGCUGAAAGAUGUCGCCAGUGUUGAAACGGAACAAUCAGAGCACGGUGUAGACGAGACAGAGUCUCUCCAUUGGUCAGUCCAGGGGAAAUGUACUUCCAAUGCCAGUCAAAGAACAUGGGCUUCUGUGGCUGCACAGUCAUUGGCCGGUACAGUGCGCGUGACAAGUGGUCAUAGAAUGUCAGAAAAAUCUCAGAUACCCCUAUCGGAGACAAAAGAAACAUCCCCAGCAAGCAAUUCGCUCUCAGUUGUAUCGUUUUUGAAAAUCAGGAAACCCCCAAUAAGAUCAAAGUUAGCCUAUUCGAUGAGAUUGUCAGGGGAUCACUCCAAGAUUAAGGAAAAACCCACCUUAGGUAAAUUUAUGACUGAACGCCAAGAAAGUGCAAAACUUCUGAAAACUUUCAAAGGUAAACAUAAAAUGUCAAAACUCAUUGGUCAGAAAGAUCAGUCAGAAAAAAGAAGACCUAGAAAGGGAGAGAAGUCCGAUAAAACGCAGGAGAAUGUUGCACACCUGCUGGACGUUCACAAGCCCAAGCGUUGCUGGCAGCAGAUCUGGAAAGUGGACGAGAUGCCCAUGGUCUACUCAUGCGCUACUCCGCCAGUGAUCGUUUUAGCAGAACAAUCACUUUCUGAAUAUGACACCAGAGAAUCAGUUGUAUCGGCUUCGGAUAUUUGCAACAGCCAAACUAACCUCUCUGCUGCCGCAGCCAAUGCCCUCGGCGCUACAGACGUUCAUUCCGGGAUAUCCACCAAUACUAACCUGUUGUCAGAACAUGUACUUUCUGAGUCUCGUGACGAUCCACAUGAAGAAACAAUAGCCACUUCCUCUGGCAGCGUCACUUCCUUGGUAAUCAAAACUGAGAUAGCUGCACCAGUUGAGACAGAAGCUAAAAGCCCCAAAAAGAUCUCUCUCCGAUACAGGGCACUGUUGCGUAGCGACAGCUCGCGCGUGGACGCCAAAACUCUGACGGAGAUGCAGACGAGAAACAGGAAAACAAACCAUCUCCGCGACAAAAAAGUUGCUACGCGGGAGAGGCAGCGUCAGCAAAGGCAAGACAGACAAACGACUCGCCACGAUGUUCAGCGUUUCCACACAUCUACAAAUGGAGAAGAUCUGAGCCAAAACUGCGAGCCAGGGCUUGUUAAAAGUGCGUGCCCAUACUGGUUGCGAUCUAUGCCAGCAAGUAAGGAAUUCGGUCACCUGGACAGCUGUGGAGACACUCAGUCCAACAACGAGAAAGUCCAGGAAGAUGAGAGCUCUGAGGUCAGAAACACGGCAAAGCUCACAACACUCGCACCAUGCAGACAUUCAGAGCGUCUUAGAGUCAAGGCGAAGAAUAUCACUCGGCCAACUUACGUCCCCUGA